AUGACUCUUGGGCUGAUCAACGCUAAUCCGGUGGUCCACGCUAAGAAGGAAAGGCUCGCCCGUACCGACGAUCCCCACGCCGACGACGCCGUCGAUCCCCUCGAAAUCUAUGAUAUCCUUCGCCGUCGAUCGCAUGUGAGGGACAUACGAGAUCCAGAGCACCCCUACUCGCUGGAGCAGCUCAGCGUGCUCUCCGAGGAAUCGAUCACUGUCGAUGAGAAGCUUGGCCGCAUUUUGAUAACUUUUACGCCGACCAUCCAGCACUGCAGCAUGGCGACAGUGAUUGGUUUGUGCUUAAGGGAGAAAUUGAAGGAUUUUUUUCCUCCACAUUUUAAGGUAGACAUAAAAGUUGCCCCUGGAUCACAUGCAAAUGAGGAAUCAGUUAAUAAGCAGCUAAAUGAUAAAGAAAGAGUGGCUGCAGCAUUGGAGAAUCCCAACCUACGCCAACUUGUAGACGAAUGCCUUUUCUCUAGCGAGCUUUGA
Messenger RNA from Striga hermonthica, 483 nucleotides. The record is from the annotation of a GenBank genome assembly. Lineage: Eukaryota; Viridiplantae; Streptophyta; Magnoliopsida; Lamiales; Orobanchaceae.